AGUUCCAUGCAGAUCUGGCAUGUGUACCACACCGUUGCAUGUCCCUUCUUCUCAAUUGAUUGCAAGUGAAAUCUUUCCUAUUCCAGUGGUAAAAGCCCUUCUCUUCCCUGGAGCUGUUGCAAAUGGACUUGUAAGGAACAUGACUGUUCCAAGCUGGAAUACCGUAUUAGACAUCUAUAACUUGACCAAUGCAAAGGAAUCCCCUCCAGUUACUGACCUUCAGCGCUUAGAGGUUCUAGCGGGAAGCUACUUUGCUGUGGCUGGAGCCCUUGUGGGUCUUCUAAAACGAGGGAGGAUGAGCAUGUUUGGGACACUUCUAAUGCUUUGGGGCCUCAUCAAAGAAGGGAUCCUCGGAAAGCCUGUGAACACAGAUCCUACGAAAGCUGUGUUUGUCUACCCAACUAUGCUCAUUGCCGUAAUCGCUGCCUUCUCAUCUGUAAAGUAUGAUGUGAAGAAGGUUGUUAGAAGUGCACCUGCUAGGCCCAUUGCAAAGCCUCUUAUUAGGUCUUCAAAAUCUAAGCUCAAAAGAGUUGAAAUAUGUAAUCCAUCAAAUUUUUGA
Messenger RNA from Prunus mume (Japanese apricot), 559 nucleotides. RefSeq lists its product as uncharacterized. The record is from RefSeq and is a predicted model, not a curated record. NCBI's taxonomy places the organism in Eukaryota, Viridiplantae, Streptophyta, Magnoliopsida, Rosales, Rosaceae.